This is a messenger RNA of Epinephelus lanceolatus (giant grouper), 4177 nucleotides long. NCBI's taxonomy places the organism in Eukaryota, Metazoa, Chordata, Actinopteri, Perciformes, Serranidae. The record is from RefSeq and is a predicted model, not a curated record.
CUCUCCCAGCACAGUGAAUCAGAAUAGCACAAGAGGUGAAAGACUGGGCAAAGAAAGCCAACACAAACUUAAAAAUCAAGUAGCUUUGUGUAAUCUAGGCACAAUGAAAGCAAUGAGUGAAGCCCCUGCACACACAGGAAGCAGAUUAGAAAGUGGAGAAACCCACCCUCCCCCACAGGUUGGGCUUGUUCAGGCCUCUGGUGCUGCUGGUGAACUCUCUGGAUCAGUUUCUUCAUUUUCCAUUGAUAAAUGCAAAGCUUCAAGACAGCUGAACACACAAACAUCCAUCUACUGCAGUAAUCUAGUGGAAUCUACAUUAUCAGAGUCUCUGAAUUCAUUUAAAGAUACAAACACAGGAUGUGACAGAGUGGGAUCUCAUGUCCAUGCCCCUUCACACGAAAUGACCCUGAGUAAAUCACAAGAUGUAAUCAGCUCAAGCCACUCAGCCACUUCAGUGUCUCCUAAUUUCGUAGAAAGACCCAAAGACAUCCCGGCUGCACUUACAAGUAUUCAGAGCCCUACUGCAGGACUUACGGAGGGAGCCUCACUGGCGGUCCAGAAGGAGCCGCAGACAUUGGGACAUGGAGAGACCCCUGGGCAGCCAGACAACACAGACUGGAGGCCAAAGCAAAGCCAAGAGGAUGGAAAGACAAAGCUCCAGUGCGUGGAAGGGCGAGGUGGUGGAGGAGUGGUGGGAGAGGAUAAGAAAGGAGGAAUCAAGACAGACGAGGUGCCAGGACAGUGGGGACAGGACAGCGCAUCAGAUAUGACAAAGACGGAGGGAGAAGACAGAAAGGUUAAGGUGGAUGCCUUUAAAAACUCUUGGCCAUCUGAGCAGCAUCUCCAGCAUCUUUCCCAGACACACUCAGGAAUGUCUGAAUACCCUCCACAGAGCCCUCAGCAAGCUCCAAGCAAGUCAAAUUACCUUAAUUCAUCUUCUGCCGGCAGCAGUCAGAUGAGCCUUUCCAAUUCUCCACAGCCUCCAGUGGAAAUGAACAACUUCUACUACUCACAACAACACUGGGAAGGCAGCACCAUCCAUAACCAACAAACACGGAUGUUAUGUGAACCAGACUCAAGUCAGCGGAUCAAAGCACAGGCUCAAUUAACAGAAACACAAAAUGCUUUUUCAUCAAUUCAGUCACGUCCUCAGCAAACAUUUUCACACCAGGACCAGAGGCAGAGCAGCAUCACUCUGUCUGUUCAGCAGGUAAAUUCUGCAGCAGGUAACAACAUCACAGCAGUGAGCUCCUGUGCUAGGUCAACAUCAAGCAGUCUCAAGAGCCCAGGUGUCUCACCUGAUGUAAACACAUCACCCUCUGCUCAACCCAGCCAACUCUCCUCUUCUGUUCAAGUCAGUAGAGCUGCAGCUGGACUGUCAGGGUCAGCCAAUGUGCUGGACAAUAAUACUGUGCUGCCAUCAGAGCCUUUUAAAUACCAAGAACACCAUGAUUAUCAAGACACCAAGGAUCAAGCAGCAAAUGACUACAACAAAUACCAGUCUUUUUUCAUGUCUGGCCAGCUACACGGCUAUCAGCCACCCGAGUGUCUGAGCAGCGGAGUAAGGCCCGUGCAAAGCUGCCAGGACUACACAGAAGACACCAGCAGCAGUGAUGAUGAAGGAAAGCUUAUCAUUGAGCUUUAGGUGAACACGCACAUAUGCUAUUUGGAGUUUUAUCUACUGCAGACGUAUAUUUUUCAGGGGCAGAAUUGAUCUGGAGGCAGAAAUAAUAUCAAUGGCUGAGUUAAAUUAGUGGGCAGAGCUGAAGAACCAUUUUUUUUUCUUUAUAAAUAUUAGGCCUGUAUAAAAAAGUUAAUGGGCAACUUUGCAAGAAUGUUGAGGGUUGAGUCCAAAUCAUGUCCUGUUGUAACAAGUCUAAUUACAAGCAGCCAAGUAGGAAAAAUGUGAGCGCAUCCAUGUUCCCAGGCUCCUGUGCUCAGUAUCAUCAAGGAGACCUUUCAAAGGGCUUUAUGUUGUCAGCAAUGUUUGACCCUAGGUCAGAUGUUCUAUGUACGUUUCCACAGGGUCACCCACCCACUGCUUAUAGCCUACUGAUGUUAUACUCCUUAAAACCUACACGCUCAUAUUUGUGGGCAAGACAGUUUUCUUAGCCCUUUUAACACUACCUGAUCGAGGUGGGAAUAUCAUGGCGUUAUUCUGCCUCAUCGUUCUGUAUCAAAGGUACAAUUGUGGCAUUGGGGGACAGAGCUGCUGCCUUUAAGCCAGCAGCAAAGGUAGUAACAUCGCCAAAUCGACAUCUGUGUGAGGGAUAGCCGGCAAGAUGGGAUGAGCGUGACAUAUUGACGAAAUGUUAGGUGUGCAACCCACCGCCGGGAGACUUAAAAGCAGGUAGCAGCAGUUAACAGCUAACUCAGAGAAGAAGAACAGCAAAUGAAAAUGUCUGCAAAGUGGGAUAUCAAUGAGGUGUGGGACCUACUUACCCUCUGAGCAGAGGACAAGAUCAACCACCAUAUAAGAGGGAUGGUAAAUGAUUGUUAUUGCUGUGCAAUGCCUUUUCAAUUUCUCAUAUAAAAUGUGUAUGUUAUAGGUCACACUCCGUCACACCCUUUUCACCUCCGCAAUGCCGUCAUGUGAUUUAAAAUCACACACAGUAUUGUUGGGUUAUUUUUAAAAAAGAAAAGCUGGCAUAAUUAAAGUUCUUCGCUGCAGCCCUGUCCCUAGAUCUCUGACAUUGAUACCUCUACAGUGUUUGUCAGGACAUUCAGCUAUGAUAUCUCCCACAUGGAAAAAAGAACCACAGAAUUAGUCACAAAACAGCUGCAAAGUAACCACCGCAGGCAGCUACAACAACUUUAAACACAGUUUCAAGACUAAUGUAGAGGAUUAUGGCUUUACUGUUAAAUACAAACAUCUAACAUGAUAAAAUGGGCUAGGGCUUAGCUGGGACUACAAAUCUAGCAGUACGGGUUACCAUCUGGGAUUAAUGUUAAAAUAGGCUAACUGGAGGAUUUCCCGUCAUUCCCAUUGUGCUGGCAUGCCAUUAAUGCAACAUACAUGUGCUGGCUUGUCCGCACUGCCCACAACAAGUAUUUAGGCUUGUUAGGAACUUUGAAUAUGAUUAUAAAACAAAAAGAAUGGCAAUGACAUGUUUUUGUUUAGCCAGCCAUCUUUGUUAAUUAGGUAUUGGUGCCCAUUUCACAAACAUUUCUGUCCUUGCCUGUUCACUUACGAUAAAAUAAAUACCUGAAAUUAACAGUCACCAUUUAAGAAUCACUUGCAAUUACUGGAAAACAGCAUGACAUUGUUUUUGUUAGCAGCCAGUGUGCUUUAAUAGCCUCACAACACUAGUUCCCUCAUGCUUUCUGUUUGACUUCAUGAGUGCUGACAGAAAGAUUGUGGCUGCCUCUGCUAUUUAAUCCAACCAAUGAGAUUACUUCUGCCUCUAAGAGAUGUUGUACUACUUCCGAUCUACUCACACAUGCUUACACACACACAUCAUCAUUUGCCCUAAUUUGUGUCUACCUUCCCACACUCACUCUCUCUCUCUCAUAAACUGCACUCUGUAUUAUUUUGUAACCUUCCCAGACAACACCUCACCUGCGUGUGUGAAUCAUGUACACAUGUUGCCAAAUACCCAUUAAGUCGAUCUCUGCUGCCAAUCAGGUAACCCAGGUGAAGAAGGCACUGGCUGGAGGGCCAUGACCCUUUUCCCAGUCUGGGUUUUGUAAUGAGUCAGCAGCUAUGAUAAGACACCAGCACUCACGAGAACAGGAAGUGGGUGUAUGUGAACAUUUCUGUACAUAAUUCCACGGCUAUAGCUCACGCUGACUUGCUUGUCAGUCCUCAGCCAAUUAGUGCACAUAAAACUUUUUGGACUUGGCAGGUGUAUGUGUGCAGGAGGAGUGCUGAAUGAGUGCAUCUGUUCAGGCCUGUUUGUUUUGACUUGUUAGAUAAGUUUAUAAUGCUCUUACACAUAAAAGGAAAGGCAAGGACACAAUCAUGUGUAACUGUUUAUCUGGUAAGGUUCCAAGCUGAUUUGUUAUUGUGUUACAGAUAUUUGUUUGGUUUUCAUUUUCUAGUUUUAUAUUCUUGUUACAGAUUGCACAAGUAAGCAUCACUGACAAAACAAAUGGAUUCAUUUUAAAAUUAUUGAACAUCAUUUUGUGUUUUUAACCAUUUUAACAACGGGAGAGAUAAAUCAAACACUCAAAACCA